CAAAGGCCACCCCUAAACAUGAACUUACAAUGAUGAGUGCUUCUACAGCAGGAGGAGGAGGAGGAGGAGCAGGAGGAGCAGCAGCAGCAGCCGCAGCAGCCGCAGCAGCCGCCGGAGCCUUCUUUCGCCGCCUUUUCCCCCUCAAUGCCCUUCCCCAAGGCCUCCCUCCCCACCAGAUGAAAGAGGAGUUCAAAUCCCUGGCGAGGUUUUCAGGCCCCAUAAUAAUGACGUCCUUUCUACUAUACUCAAGGUCGGUUGUUUCAAUGCUGUUCUUAGGUCAUCUUGGGAAGGCAGAACUGGCUGGGGGUUCACUCGCACUUGGGUUCGGGAACAUAACCGGAAUAUCCAUUCUGAGGGGCCUCUCCACGGGGAUGGAUCCCAUUUGCUGCCAAGCUUUUGGGGCUAAGAGAUGGUCAGUUCUGAGUCAAACCUUCCUCAAAACCCUGUGCCUCCUACUUCUUGUGUCCCUACCCAUCUCCGUGUUAUGGCUAAAUAUGGAACCCAUCCUUCUUUGGUUAGGUCAGGACCCCGCCAUCACCCAAGUCGCCAAGGUAUACAUGCUCUUCUCCAUCCCCGAAUUGCUUGCCCAAGCGCACCACCUUCCCCUCCGGAUCUUCUUGAGAACCCAAGGCAUUACCACCCCGAUUACCGUAGCUUCCAUAUGCUCUGCCCUCUUGCACCCUCCCAUCAAUUACUUUCUGGUCUCCUAUUUGAACCUGGGCGUCGAGGGUGUCGCCCUCUCCCUCGCCUGGAACACCUUCAACCUCAACCUGGGCCUCAUGCUCUACCUCGUGCUCUCUAGCAAGCCCUUGAAGCCUUGGCAGGGCGUCACCAUUGUGUCCACGUUCCAGGGGUGGCAGCCUCUGUUGAGUUUAGCAGUCCCGAGCGCGGUGUCGGUGUGCUUGGAGUGGUGGUGGUACGAGAUAAUGCUGUUCCUUUGUGGGCUGCUGAGUAACCCCCAGAACACAGUGGCAGCCAUGGGCAUCCUCAUCCAGACCACUGGAAUGCUGUACAUAGUUCCGUUCUCGUUAAGCGCAGGAAUCACGACCCGCGUAGGGCAAGCCCUGGGGGCAGGGGAGCCCAUUCGCGCCCAGUGGACGGCGGUGAUAGGACUUUCUACGGGGUUGGCUUUUGGAGUGACGGCCUUCUUUUUCAUGACGUCAGUGAGAUCAGUAUGGGGGAAAUUGUACACAGAUGAGCCGCAGAUUCUUCACAUGAUCUCCUCCGCACUACCCGUGUUGGGUGUGUGUGAAAUUAGUAACUCCCCGCAAACAGUGGCGUGUGGGGUUCUAACAGGAACCGCAAGACCCAAGUUAGGGGCGAGAAUAAAUCUGUACGCCUUCUACUUCAUUGGCCUCCCGGUUGCAGUGGUUGCCACUUUCACCCUCAAGGCUGGCUUUCUGGGGCUGUGGAUCGGACUGAUGACGGCCCAGAUAUCGUGCUUGUGUAUGCUGGUGCAUACCCUGCUUCGAACGGAUUGGAUCCAGCAGAGCGCGAGGGCGGUGGAGAUGGCGGCAAUAGUGGGAGAGGAGAGUGGUAAGGAAGAGGAGGGCGUGGAGUGCGGGCUGAUGGAGGGGAAUGAACAAGUGUAGCGGAUUUGGUUAAAACAACAACACUUAGUCAUACAUGAUUCAUUCAUGAACCCAUUGUAAUUCAUUGUCUUACAGACCCAAAAAAUCAUUCUUUUCACUUAAAGAACAAAAAAAAAAGACCCCUCCUCUCAUCAUCAAACA
Molecule: messenger RNA, 1733 nt
Organism: Cucurbita pepo subsp. pepo (vegetable marrow)
Lineage: Eukaryota; Viridiplantae; Streptophyta; Magnoliopsida; Cucurbitales; Cucurbitaceae
Product: MATE efflux family protein
Biological process (GO): xenobiotic detoxification by transmembrane export across the plasma membrane
Cellular component (GO): membrane
Molecular function (GO): antiporter activity; xenobiotic transmembrane transporter activity
Source: RefSeq, a predicted model, not a curated record